UGGGACCUAAAAAGAGAAAAAAAACCAAACACACCACACCACACCAUAACAACACCAUAAACAACAAUAUAGCUUCUAUUGUUUUUUUUUUCUUUUUUUCUUUUUCCAUGUCUAUCAAGAAUUACUUGUUAUUAUGAAUAAUACAAUUGGUGUUCUCUUCUUCCAUGGCGAACAAGAUUAGAAGGAAGAUGUCACAACUAUGCAAGAGAAUUGUUGAGGUUGAUAUAAGGUGGGGUGUGUUGCAAAGGGUAUCUUUUGUUGGACAAUUUUUUCACUUCAUUUGGGAUAGGCUUCUUGUUUGUUCUGUUGGAAAGAAGAGUAAAUCGUCUCGGUAUACGAGACUUCCCCUUGGGGAUUCUUCUCUGGCCGUGGCCGUGUCAGACGACCACGACCAGGGAUUCCACCACACAUUGGUUAGCGAAAGUGGGUAUGAAACGGAUUCCGAUUUGGUUAACUUGAAGAUCAGUUUAUUGGGUGAUUGCCAUAUUGGAAAAACUACUUUUGUGAUAAAAUAUGUAGGGAAUGAACAAGAGAAGAAGGGGUUGCAGAUGGAAGGGCUAAAUUUAAUGGACAAAACAUUGUUUGUUCAAGGAGCUCGUAUUUCUUUUAGUAUAUGGGAUGUUUCAGGUACAUAUAUAUAUACUUUGCUUAUUUAUAAAUGGUGUGUGUGUUUUUUAAUUUGCAGUGUUUUUGGAUGGUAUAGUGAAGCAAGAAAGUGGAAUCAGACUGCAAUUCCCAUUCUAAUUGGAACAAAAUUUGAUGAUUUUGUUAGGCUCCCCCCAGAUUUACAAUGGACAAUUGUCACACAGGCCAGGGCUUAUGCAAGGGCUAUGAAGGCAACCCUAUUCUUUUCAAGUGCAACACACAAUAUAAAUGUCAACAAAAUCUUCAAAUUCAUCAUGGCUAAGCUGUUUAAUUUGCCAUGGACGGUAGAAAGAAAUUUGACUGUGGGAGAGCCCAUUAUUGACUUCUAUUGAUUCAUUUCGUGUGUGUACAUACCUGCGGAUGAAGAGGAAAAAGAGAAAAAAAAAAAAAAAAAUAUCAAUGCAAGUUGACUAAAGUCUAUCACCAUUCACUAUAUAAAGUAUCUAAUUUACAUAUUUCUCAAAUUUAGGCCAUUUUGAUUACAUCUUUAUUUAGAGGGUAGGUUAGAUAAAUGGUAUGACUAAAUUUUAUGGGGCUAGUAACUACACUAAGUUCCCCCUAAGCCAAAACAGCUACUCAUAUUGGUGGGUUCUAGUAUAAUUAUAUUAUAGUGAUUAUAUAAGU
Messenger RNA from Arachis ipaensis, 1269 nucleotides. The record is from RefSeq and is a predicted model, not a curated record. Lineage: Eukaryota; Viridiplantae; Streptophyta; Magnoliopsida; Fabales; Fabaceae.